Molecule: messenger RNA, 201 nt
Organism: Trichobilharzia szidati
Lineage: Eukaryota; Metazoa; Platyhelminthes; Trematoda; Strigeidida; Schistosomatidae
Source: the annotation of a GenBank genome assembly
AUGAAUGUUUCUUUUACCGUUCCUUUGAUAAAAUAUUUUUUCGUAUAUUUGAAAAGAUAUUUUGAAGAACAAAUUUAUCCAAGGCGCUUAGCAGUUGCUUCGUGUUAUCUUCGCGUUGUGACUUCUGAUUUACUCAGUCGCUUGCAUGAUGUCCGACGAGAAUUGUACUCUUUUGUUCAAUUACACAACAAAUUAAUAUAA